Messenger RNA from Tetrahymena thermophila SB210, 1539 nucleotides. RefSeq lists its product as hypothetical. The transcript is spliced from 4 exons. The record is from RefSeq and is a predicted model, not a curated record. NCBI's taxonomy places the organism in Eukaryota, Ciliophora, Oligohymenophorea, Hymenostomatida, Tetrahymenidae.
AUGAAUUUUAAAAAGUAGCAAAAGGAUUAGUUGAUAUUUAGUUCAGAAGAUAGUUUGAAUUCAAACAAUUCAUUUGCCUCUUCUGUUGAAGAUAAUGAUUAGGAAGAUUUUAAUAACAAUUUUAUGAAUCUGAAGGAUUAAAUGGAUCACUUUUUCUCCCAAAACCCUCAAUUAUAAGAUGCUAUUAAAUUUGAACCUUUUAAAGAACCUAAUUCAGAUGAAGAGGACUAAAAUUUAAAUUAGGGUAUUGAUUAGUAAUAAAAUCAUCAUAAGCCCACAGGUUUUGAUCCAUAUGGAAAUCUUAAAAAAUCACCAAAAAAAGACAAACAAAGCUCAUUAAUAGAGCAUAGAAAUUUAGAAGAAGUUGAUAGGAAAAAAAAAAUAGCACUAGAUUCGGACAACAACAGUGAAUCUGAAAGUCCUAAAAAGAAUAGAGAGGUUAAGUUUAAUUUAGAAAAUUAAAAAAAAGAAAAGUCGAAGUUGUGGACAUCUAUGACUAAAGAUAUAAUCAGAAUGGGCUAAUUCGGUUGUAAAACACCAACACUUGAAACUGUUAAUCAUCGUCUAAAUAUUUUCAAAAGCAAGAUAGAAAAAAUUGAUUAUUUGGAAUAUUUGUAAAAGGAAAUGACUUAAACAGCAGGUGGCCUACUUUCUUAGUAGUAAGCUGGUCAAACGGCUAAUGGAUAAAAUCUUUAAUACAGUACAAAUCAAAAUGCAGCUGCCUCUUCAUAAACCAAUAACAAUGGAGACCAAGCAGAUGAAGAUGGGAAUUUAGCAAAUAAACAAUCAGAGUAAGAAGAAGAUGAUGAGAAUAUUGGAAGAGAUUCUGAAGGAAAUAUUAUUUAUUUUAGUUUUAAAAAGCGUAUGUAGAUGGAAUUAAGAUAAAAAGUUGAAAAAUCUCGUAAAAUUUAGGAAGAAGAAUAAAGACUAAAAAGCAGUGAGAUCAAGCAACGUUCUGGAGAUAGAAGAGUUAAUCUGACCGGAAGAGGAGUUUCUGAUGCUUUAAAGUUGAUAAAACAAUAGCAACUUAUAGAGAAAAAAAAGAGAGCUAAUUCAGAAGAUGAGUUUAGGAACAAAAGAAAAAGUUUCACAGGCCUUAAAUCUGAGAAAUCUAUGGAAAAUGAAGAAAAAAAAUUGCAAUUUGCUGAUAAAGAUUAAAACCUAAAUUUCUAAACAAGAAUUGGUAUUGCUCUAUAUUAAACUUAUCAGUAAUGUGCUGGAGAUAAGGAAUCGUUUAAGAAAACAGCUAACUUUAUCUUGAAGGAUUAUAAUAAAACUAAGGCAUCCUUUUUUAAGAAGAAACCAUUUCCUCCUCAAACAACAAAAUUCACAAACGAAGAAACUAAAAGUUUAAAUGUUUAUCUGCCAGAUUUCUCUUCUAAUUUAUAUGCACCAAAUAAAAACAAUCUGUUCGCUAAUAUAGAUGCUUUUGAACUUCCUCCUGGAACUCCCGAAGGUGAUUUCAUCUAAAUUGUUGAUAAAAUUCUAGAUGGAGCUGUUCUUCGUUUUUGGAAAGAGUCAUAAAACUAACAAGAUUGA